This is a messenger RNA of Drosophila willistoni, 1404 nucleotides long. RefSeq names its product putative phosphatidate phosphatase. The transcript has a single exon. Gene Ontology annotation, molecular function: phosphatidate phosphatase activity. NCBI's taxonomy places the organism in Eukaryota, Metazoa, Arthropoda, Insecta, Diptera, Drosophilidae. The record is from RefSeq and is a predicted model, not a curated record. Gene Ontology annotation, biological process: signal transduction; phospholipid dephosphorylation; phospholipid metabolic process. The coding region runs from base 131 to 1225 and encodes 364 amino acids.
GUUUGGUUCAGUUAAGCGCGGUUUGGCAUUCGGUUGAGACGUUAUUUGUUCCCCCGAAAUUCUUUUAAUAAGUUUCAUUUAUUUUUUUUGGUUGGUUUUUGUUAGUGAAAUCUUUUGGCAUCUUCUCGCCAUGUCCAAGUAUACGAAAUUGGCACGCGGGAUUUGCGAUCUAUUGAUCUGGGCUGCUCUUUCGGUGGCCAGUCUGCUCUUGCAUAAAUUUGUGCGUCCCUUUAAACGUGGAUUCUUUUGCGGCGAUGAAUCACUGGCAUAUCCCCUGAAAGAGGGCACCAUAGGCAUGAUGAUGCUGAUUGGCAUCACUCUGGGAGUUCCCACCAUAGUGAUCAUUGUGGUUGAAUUGUUUAAGCAAUUACCCGGCUCGGGGCUAAGAGAUGCCAAGUCAAGGGAUUUGGCAGGAGGAGCAGGUGGUGGCAAUGGCAAAGGAGGAUGUCGCCUGGUCUACCGUUUAGGACAAUUGUACAAGCAGGCAGGAUGCUACCUCUUUGGCUUGGCCAUGCUAACAUUCACCACCAUACUAUCCAAGUUGUGCAUAGGACGUCUACGUCCACAUUUCUUUGAGGUCUGCCAGCCUAUGAUGCCGGACGGCAGCAAUUGCCACGAUCCACAGAAUCAUGGACGUUACAUCGACAGCUAUAGCUGCAGUAAUGCCAACGUUACUGAUUUCCAGUAUCAGCAAUUGAAUCAAUCUUUCCCCAGCGGACAUGCCAGCAUGAUAAUGUAUGCCAUGCUCUAUUUGGCCAUCUAUUUGCAGGCUGCCUUGAGCACCAGAGUAUCGAAGCUAUUGAAACAUCUAUUGCAAUUCCUAUUCGUCAUGUUUGGCUGGUAUGUGGCAUUGUCACGCAUUACGGACUACUGGCAUCACUGGAGUGAUGUUCUGGCUGGUGUCGUCUUGGGUGUACUCUUUGCCUGGCUAACUAGUGUCUAUGUGGCCGAUUUGUUUGCCUUCAAACGUUGGUCUCGCGGCGGCUACAAUAACAACAAUGGCAAUACUCUAAAGAAACCUCAAGUUUCUCCAAAGAAUUCAACGAAAUCGCAAUCGAAUGGUGCCACAUCAUCAUCAUCGGCGGCAGCAGCGGCGGCGGCUGCGGCUGGGGCUCCAACCUUGCCAGCCUAUACAUUCGGCACUUUACCCUAUCUGACUGCUCAUCCUCAUGCAGCUCAGGCGCAAUAUGCUCAAACCUAUCACAAUUACGGCUAUGUACCCUGAUCUCUGAACAGAGUCUCCCCUUCUUCCCGUUAGUAGUUAGUAAAAUCUCCUAAAGACUUGCACUUGCAGAUUUGCAACAAUAUAUUAUGUUUCUUCUGUUGUUUUUUUUUUAAACGAAUAUACUAUAUUUAAUACUACCUACUGUAUUUUAGCGAAAUAAAAUUUUGAUUAAAUUUUAA